CUGGCUCAAAGACUCUAUCGAAAAUUUGUCACGGGCAUAUACAGUUAAAUUCUCUAACAAUAUGGCCGUGGUCGGUGAUUGUCGUUCGCGAAAAAUCAGAAUCUGAGAAAAUUCUUUUUUAGUUUUGAAGUUUUUCCUCAACAAAAAAACCUUCCUUUUUCGGUUGUUUUGAUUUUUCCACAAACGGGUGUUGAUGCGAAGUGAAAAAUAGUGAUUUUAUUUUCAUUUGUUAGAUAAAUAAAUUUGAAGAGUAACACCUUCAUCAAAAAAAAACAAAAACCAAAUAGGAGCAACAUUCGAAGGGAAGAAGAAAAAUAAAACACAGAAGGAAAAAAUUGAAGAUGAACUAAUCCUAGGAAGAACCAAAAUAGCUACCUUAAAGUACGAGUAGAAUAAGUACAAACUGAAGAAAUACAUAGUUAACAAGUCAGUAUAACGCAAACUAAAGAGCCCAUCACUUCGACAUCGCAGAAGUGGAAGCAGAACCAGAACCCGUUAAGAGGACACAGAAGGAAGAAGGAGGCAGGAACGAGGACAUAAUCCUAAGCAAUAUGGAGGACUUAUUCCUCCUGAUAAUCAAGGAAUCAACUGGGACGAAACAUAACACUUUAAAGCAAACGGCUCAGAUAGCUUAUGAUAAAUUGUAUCGCCAACAUGGCAUACACCGAGACCCAUCACAUGAGCUGCGUUCCGUGUGCUUCACUGCACUCCAGAUGGCACUGGAUACGAAACGACCUAAAUUUAUCACAAUGGGUCUCAAUGGAUUGCAUCGAAUUAUCAAAGAUGAAAGAUUCUACAUAGGUCUUGAGCCUGAAGAUGACAGCGUUUGGUUGCCGGCUCAACUUCUGCGAGCUACAGCAAGCAUCACUCCCGGGGUUAAUAAUGAGGACACGGUGGUUAAUGUCCUGCGUCUGUUUCUGGCGAUGGCCUGUUCACCAACGUGCACCCUUAAUGGGCGGCUUCUGAUAGAAAUUCUCUCGAGGUGUGGCGAAUGCUGGGAAGCUGGAUCUAGAGCGAUUAGGGCAGCUUCUCUAGCCGCCGCAAGCCAGUGUCUGCGGACGUUUUGUGCGUUUCUGAUUGACGAAGCCGAAGAGGUUAAGAAAACCGCUCCAGCUGGGCUUAUGACUAUUUCACAGGCUUCGGCUGUUUAUAACGAGGUUAUACCGGUUAUGCAAUGGCUGUGUAGCCGAAUUAUUGAACCUCGUGUUGGCAGUCCGAAAAAGAAUGAAGCUUGCGGCUCGCUAUACCUUACAGAGUGUAUUCUAACAUUGAGUUCCGCCCUUCCAAGGAAUGUGCAUGCAAAUCCACAUUUUACGUCGUUCCUAUGGCAAAAGUUUUGUCCAACUUUAGCCGCAGCUCUAGGCUCACCGGGAAGAGUAAAUUUGGAUAAAAAGUUUACUUAUAAAGAUGCACUUCAUCUGAUUGAAAAUGAGGCAAGAGGAUUUUUCACCGGGCCAGGGCUUGAUGGACCACAAGCUAGAUGUGUUUAUCUUACCGGAAUUCAGUUACUGCGAAUUGCCGGAGCUCAUGGCUCCUUAAGGCCAAUGUUGGAAGCUUUGUUUCAUAGAAUGUUACUUUUGCCAGCUCCUCAGAAUCGAACUGAACCUUUAAAGUGUGUGAGGGAGAUUUUCAAGAGUCCUGAACGUUUGAUUGACUUAGCAGUUAUACUUUAUUUCGAUAAGAACACAGCUCAAGGAUGUAGCGAUGAAAUGGCACUUUUUAGAUUGAUUAUCGAUGCAAUGGAAGAAUGUGCCUUUGCGGCUCACACUGGAACUGGAGUAGAAGCAAGUUUACAAGCGAGUGUGGAAUGCAUGGUAGCUCUUUUGGACAGUCUACAAACUCUUUGCUCUGGAGAUAUCAAUGAAAAUAUAAUCAGUGACCAGAUCGUUGACACAGUUAACAACCGCCAUCCGAAUCUACGUGACGCAGACUACUCAGGUCCUCUGACUUAUCAGUCAAUGGCUCGUCUCCCUGCACAAUAUCGUGAUGCUAUAGCUGAGUUUCGGCAAACGAUUUUUGAAAACUCUUCCGGUUCGGAAAGUGACAACGAACAUAAUGCCGAAAACGACGCAGUCUCAAAUGGCUCCGGCGACACCGAAGGACCCGAGGACGAUAUACCUUCAUCGUCGAGCGACGAAAAUUCCUCGAAAAUUGAAAACCGUUGGCCGUACUCCCAUUUGGAAGCUCCAGUAAUGCCAGUUCGUGGAGAUACUGACAACGAUCGUCAGCAUGCCCGUGAUUUCGCCAAGGCUCUACGAGUAGAUCUUGUUCCGAAGCUCCUGCGUUUGCGUUCGUGUGUUGAAGUUGACGAAGCUAUGCAGGAAUUUGCUUCAACAGUUUGUCAGGAGAACAGCAUGAACUAUUCAGAUUUUGAAUACAAUUUGACCGCAAUCAAUGCUGAUGGAAUUUAUCUAGCAAUAUACUCGGCUCUCUUGUUGAGUCUUCAGCUCACUCGAGCUGGCCACUAUGAUGAUUUGGAAAAGGAGAUCCUGAUUCCAAUGUCAGAGCAACAAUUUGCCACAUCCGUCCAGAAUACAGGUGUCUUAGUUUAUUUAUCAACCCCCUGGCUGUGUGAAUUAUACCAGUCGGUUAUUGUGUUGAAUCCUUUGGAAUCUUUAGAGCGACAUGAGUUGGAGAGCACUCGAUGCGCUUUAGUAGAUAUGUUGUGCGAUGCUGGAGGCAUGGGCUCAACGCAAAUGAUGUCUGAAUGGCAGAGAUUACAAUCAGUGUCGAAGUAUAAUGAAGAACAGCAAAAUGAUAGACGUGAAGCUGCGAAGAAGCUUUGCAGGAGGCUUCUGACGUGUUGUUGGGACUCAAUGGUGAUCGUUCUGAGCUCGGGUUUGGGUGAUUUAACUGGAACUAGCGCCAGCAAGCUUAUGGCCCUAUCAAAGCGAACCUUGAGGGUGAAGAUCAAUAAAACAAACAAAAGCAAUGGUGAGGCGUUGUACGCUAUGUGCUUGGAUGGUCUUCAUUCGGCUGCAACUUUAAGUAAUUCACUCAAUCUUCAGCAUUUAGCUGGAAAGAUUCUUAAUCUUCUGGCUUCGAAUGUGUGUCAUACAUCGGGUCCCCGAAUUUCUGCCAGUCAAGCCAUGUCCAUGGAUGUUGUCUUAACUGGUGGUCUCAACUUGGGCUCCUACAGCCCUGACUGCUGGCACUCUGUAUUUGCGGUUUGCCGUCAUGUUAGCCAACUAGAACAUGACAUAUUCAGUCUUCAGAAUCCGCCAUUAACAACAUCUCCAGGCACCAGCCGGAGAGACAUGGAGACUGGUGAGAAACUGGCACCUCCCCCUGGAAGUGAUAAAUUAAAUUUGUCCUCAAUUCCAAUUGACGAUGAUGAGACUUGCGUUGAUGUUUAUAGUUUCCUUCAAGCUCCCCUCCAGAGCCCCAAUACUAAUGUAACUUCGAUUUUGAAAGUCUACUCGGGGACCAACGAAACAGUUCUCCUUAGCCAAUCGGAUACAUCAAAAGUUCUAUGUGCUCUUUCUCAUCAAGCUGAAAAUCUUUUUGGCGACGCUGCAGAACGAUUAAGUCUACCUUCGUUAUGUCAGUUUUUGAAAAACUUAUGUAGAGCUUCAAGGGAGCAGCUUUACAAAAGUACAGCUACUCGUAAGGGCAGUAGAGUUUGGUGGCCAAGCAAAGGCUGGAAGAAAAUCGAUUCCUUGCCCAUGUCACUUCUGCUCCAUAGAGUUGGAGAUGUAACGUUAAAGGUUUUUAGAAGUUCAAGGCCGUUGUUGCACAUUCUGAAGGUUUGGGCUAUCACGGGACCGCACUUGAUGGAGGCUGCUUGCCACAAGGACCGAGUUAUUUCCAAGCGAUCCAUUGAAUAUAUUCACGAUAUUAUCACAGCUUUGCUUGUAGAGCAAUCGGAAUUGCCACAUUUUCAUUUCAAUGAGGCUCUAUUGAAGCCCUUUGAAAAUCUCUUAAGCAUGGACACAUGUGACGUUGAUGUCCAGGACCAGAUUGUAGCUUGUCUCUAUGAGAUUGUUGAGGCUCAUCGUACCGAAAUCCGUUCUGGCUGGCGCCCACUCUUCGGAACGCUCCGCAAUGCCCGCAGCCGUAUGCUGAACAUGGGCAACAUCAUCGAUAUAUUCCGUGUUUUCCUCGACAGUGACAACACUUUGGUUUUCGCCAAUGCUGGCCUAGACUGUAUCCUAUGUCUCCUUUCGUAUUUAGAAAUCUCCGGAGGUAGCAAUAAUUCGAAUGAUGACAACGAUAACAAUUUCCGCCCAAUAGAAUUCCUUCACGAAACUCUUCGCUUCCUCGAACGCUGUUCCUCGAUUCUUGGUUUCAUGUAUAAUAUGCCAAAAUGUCCGAAUUUCCAUUCAACUUAUAAGAUCAAGGGAAUCUCUUAUACACACAUCAUAGACGCUAAUAUACCAAAUUCCAUGGAGAACUUUACAUACUUCGGGAAUGACUAUCUGCAAACGAAGAACGAACAACAUAUGAUUUCGUACAGAUCCUUGCACAUUGACAAGGAUGCAAUUACGAAAAUUGAUGAAAUGGAUAAAUCUAGUGGAGUUCUGAAGGUGUGGUUCCUGCUGCUGGAUGGCUUGACAAACUCACUAAUUGUCUGUCCGAAUUCACACCAAGCACCGAUUUUGCAAACGAUCUUCAAACUCUUCAAGAAUCUAACCACAAGCCCUGGAAUUGACUUCGGUUUCUAUUGCAUCAAUCAUCUGCUGAUUCCGAUGAUUCAGGAUUGGUUACGUUACAUAAAUAAGACUGGAGCCAGCUGGCUGGCAAUUGAAAAGAACUUCAAGCACUGUUGUUGCAUGACCACAGAUCUGGUGGUCGAGUUCAUUGAGAAAUCAGAAACGAAAACAGGUGGAGUACCGAAGACAAGAGUAACUUCGCUGAUUCUUCCGGUUGAUAAUCUCAAGUAUUCGCAAUUGAAGUUGGUUAGUGACGGAGAUGGGUCUCCAAAUCAGGCGGGCGGAAACUCGUCGAGUGAGGAAAGCAACAUGAACGAUUUUCCCACGAAGAUAUCAGGGUCAGCAACGUUAGCGCUGAAGCAGUUGCUUCUAGUUCUGAUCGAGUGUUCAGCACAAGCACAAGAGACCAUAGCGAGGGUGGGAGUUUCUUGCUUAAAACACAUAAUCCUAUCCACCGGAACUCUCUUUAAUGAAUCACAGUGGAUGAUAGCCUGUUCAGCUAUCCAUAGAGCCUGCACAGUAACCAUCGCCCCCUUAAGGCAACUUUCUUUUGCAUUCCAUGAGAAGUCCAAUAGUUUCUACGGUGACUGCGCCAACGUCAAAGUAGCCGCAAGACGAGACAGCACUCUUGAUGAACUCUCAAGGAUCUACUCUCUAGCACAGCAAGUUUUUCUGUCCGAUAACCAAAGGGAGCCCGGAUCAGCCCGUGGCAGCACUCACCUGGACAAGCACCUAACCGAUGACAGAAGUUACUCGUUCCUCCUUUAUCCACUUAACAAUGGCUUCAAUUCAAAUCUCGAUAAUUUCGUCAUACGAAUACCGUUUAAGAAUCUAGUUGUAGGCCUUUUGGCAAACCAAAUGCUUCUCCAGUUAGUCGCUAAGCUGCUUUUAUCGCGAUUAAAGUGCGUUCCUCAAGCCGUAUCAACUUGCAUCUUUGACAAUUACUCAACGACAACGUCGAAUUCUGAGUACGAUUUGGAUUUCCGUUCUAAGGAAAUUUUAUUGCGUUGCGUUAAGCAGUAUUUGACCAGUUCCCUAGAGUUCGACUCAAGACCUGGCCUAAAGUUUCUUAUGCAAAAGGUUUCCAACAUUGAAUUUGCUGCGAAUCUUUACAAACAAAUGACCUCUUCGUGGAUGAUCUAUUACAUUGCAUUAGUCGAUUCAUAUCUGAACGAUAUUGUGGUCUAUAAUUUAGGACCCGAUGAUUUGCACUUUAUACUUGAGUCGUGUUCCCGACUCAACACAACAACCGUCAAAAAGAAGGAGAACUUUGUGCGGUAUCUGUUUUGUCUACAAGACGCCUGGAACCUGGUCUGUGAGUUGUAUCUGAAUAACUCAACAAUGCAUGAUGUCGAAAAUGGAAGUCUCAAGGAAGAGAAACGAACCAAGUCUCUCAAUCCUUUCCUCACCCGACAGAGCUCUCUGAACGAUGCCGAUCCUGGAAGUUCGUCUAGUCGCUCUGAAACCGCUGAGAGUUCACCUAUUAAGUCGCCCGAGGAGGACAGUGUGACCAUGACAACUUUAAUCAGUGAAUUCCAACCAAAAUCACGAACAAAUCCAUUCGACACUAAUCGUCCCCAAAAAUUGGAGUCCGAACAAAUUUCACCUGAAAUCGAACAACAGCGGGCCACAAGCAUCUUCAAGGACUCAAAUUACAAACGGGCCGCUCUGGCACAACUUGUUGUUGCUUCUAUGGAAUUGUUAAGAUCAUUGCCCGGUGAGGCAGAGGAGAAUUUGAAACUUCUUAUGACACCGACAAUACGUGAAGCUUUUCGUUUAGUUCAAUUGCAGGGUAAUGAGCUUAAGGUUAAUCAAUUUUAAAGCGAGGCUUUAGAAUACAAAUACAGACAAAAAAUAAAUAAAAAAUAAUGUAUGUAAAAUGAAAGAUCGAGGAAAUAAGAGUAUAAAAUAUAUAAUAAUGUAAUAAUAUAUGAUAUGUGUUAUAUUUGUGUAAUAUUUGUGUUUAACACAUAAUUUCUAUAUACAAAAAAAAGUAUUUCUUAUAUAGUCUUGUGAAGAGUUGAGAAUAAGUUAGUAAGAGAUUAGUUUUAAAUCAAAAUAUUUUUCUAAAUUGGAGCAGUUUUUUUUUUGGUAACUUUGAAACUUACUUUAGCUUUUAUCAAAAUCUUUCCUAGAAUCGUUUGGCAUAGUGAACUUUGUGCUUCAGAUGAUUUCUGAUUGGUUGUUAGAUUGGAUGAUAUUUCACGGUAAAUGUUGAACUUUAUUGUUAACAUUUUUCUUAUACAAGUACUUACCAAAUUCUUCAUCAAUUUUUUCGAAUUUUCAACAACUGUUUGAAAAAAUUCUAAAAUUAAGAAGAUUUGAAGAUUUUACAGUAAGAAAUUUCAAAAACUAAGUUAUUGA
Molecule: messenger RNA, 7016 nt
Organism: Eupeodes corollae
Lineage: Eukaryota; Metazoa; Arthropoda; Insecta; Diptera; Syrphidae
Product: brefeldin A-inhibited guanine nucleotide-exchange protein 3
Exons: 11
Coding region: 552-6473 (1973 amino acids)
Biological process (GO): regulation of ARF protein signal transduction
Molecular function (GO): guanyl-nucleotide exchange factor activity
Source: RefSeq, a predicted model, not a curated record